Candidozyma auris is the source of this 549-nucleotide messenger RNA. It is a transcript of the gene ECM1, whose product is annotated as Ecm1p. The transcript is spliced from 2 exons. Bases 1 to 549 code for a protein of 182 amino acids. Gene Ontology annotation, cellular component: nucleolus; preribosome, large subunit precursor. The record is from RefSeq and is a predicted model, not a curated record. Gene Ontology annotation, biological process: ribosomal large subunit export from nucleus. NCBI's taxonomy places the organism in Eukaryota, Fungi, Ascomycota, Pichiomycetes, Serinales, Metschnikowiaceae.
AUGGCUAGAAAAAUCUCUAAGCACAGCAGGGCCGCUCGAAGGGGAGAGGUACAGUUGGAAGGUGAAGCUAAGACCUUGGCUAACGUGCCCAAGGGAGAAGAUAACGACGUUCGUAAAUCCAUCAUCAGAACGACAAUUAAAAACGAAAACCUUUUAGCCAAAAAAAUGGAAAACGACGCUAUUCGUAAGAAAGCCAAUAAGAGGAAGACCAGUGCAUUGAAGAACAAGCUUGAUAGAAAUCAGAAGGUCGAGGGAGUGUUGGCCACGAAAAUCCAGCAAAGUAUAGAGAGGGCAAAGUACGUUCAGGGUGCUAGAAAGCUGGGAUGGGAUCAGAUCAACAAGAGCAUUCAGAUCAAGAAAGUUGAGGACCUAAAGAAGCAGCAGGAAGAGGAGCCCAAGCUGGAUGAGCAAAUGGAGUUAGAGGAAGAGGACGCUUAUGUGAGAGACUUCUACGCCGGGAUCAAGCCUGAAGGCAAGAAAGAAGAGCCGGAAUCGCUAAAAGCUUCCGAUCAGAACGCUUUCGCAUUGCUCGAGGAGACUGAGGCAUGA